Anthostomella pinea is the source of this 1311-nucleotide messenger RNA. Lineage: Eukaryota; Fungi; Ascomycota; Sordariomycetes; Xylariales; Xylariaceae. The record is from the annotation of a GenBank genome assembly.
AUGUCGAACCAAUACCGCAUCGUUCUCAAGAACACCAAUGGCGCAACGCUCAACUUCUGCUUCUUCAGCGAGCCUCCCAAGCUGAACACCAACUCGGCCAAGGAUGUCUACACCAACGUGUGGAUCCAGAAGCGCGUGGUCAACACUGGUCGUGCUGACAUCUCCUUCACCAAGGAGUUCUACGCCUACACUGGCCAGCCGCCGGUUUCUCCAGCGCCUGGUGUUUCAGUCACCGGUGGUGUAUUCAGGCCGGCCAUCCUGGGAUCUGCCAGUUCUCCAGGCAGUCUUUUCCAGAUGUUCAACGACCAAGGGGUCCCGAACCUGGGGGCAGAGACCCGUGACGCCGUGUGCGUUGAUUCAAACUUCGCCAUCGAGUCUGGCCAAAGCGGCGGCCCGUUUUCCAGGGCUGACAACUUCCUUGUCGGAAUGGGCCAAGUCGACGCCACCACUGGCCAAGUUGUGCCGACUUUCACUACCAUUGCCGCACCCAAGGCUUUCGUCCGGAUGAAGCCCGUCAUGAAGUACUACGUGGCCCAGUGCGACAGUCUCCAGGGUCAGAUCCUCGAUUACCAGACCUGGUGCAGCCAGUCUGGCGUCAUCGACUUCUCGGCCAACAAGGCCUUUGGCGCCGAGGUUGAGUACACCGACGGAGGCAGUUGGAAUGUCAAGUACCAUUCCCAGGCCUCCUGGAUGGGGUUGAUGGGCAUGGAUUCGGGGGCGUUGGGUCUCAUGGGUUUCGACGCUGCUGCGCCAUCUGCUGGCAGUGCUGGCAGUGCUGGCAUCCCUGGUCGGGGAGGCCUUGCGCGCAUUGGAGACAACGACAGGGCACGCGGGGAAAUCGAAGCCGAAAUUACACGUCUCAAGCAACUGCUUGAGACCAAAAUGCAGAAUGGCGGAAGACGAAGCCUCAUCCCGGGCAUGUACGCAUUCAAAGCGUAUCUGAGCCCAGGCGCUGCAGCAGCCAUCGCGAGCAUCAUGGUAGGAUCCGCCAUCAUCAUCCGAGAACUCGGACAGCUGGGCUACAAGGUCAAGCGCGAGAUCGAGAAGCGACCGGACGGCACCGAGAUCUACCGCUUCGAGUUCGGACGCAAUGAGGGCGCCCCUUCCCUCGUGGACGACAUCGAUCAGGCUCAGCAGGCUUGGGACCGUGCCGUGGCGCAGGACAGAGAGAAGGAUGGCCACACUGCGACUCGCGUCUACCGCGCUGAUGAUAACGUCUCGGUGAGAACGUUGGCUGGAGGUGAUAGCCCCUCCUACAAGGAAAAUGGAUUCAGUAACGGGGCAAGUUACACCGAGGUUGAAAGCUACUGA